GUUGUUGUGAGGCGACUGCGCUACUGCCGGACCGGGGCGGUUAUGGCGGCUCCAUAUUAACACCCUCCUCCUCCUCCUCUGCCGCCGCCGCCGCCGUCUCCUCCUCCUCCUUUCCCUCCCGCCCGCGCUCUAAGCCAUCUCCCCCUUCACCCUGACGCCUACCUCUUCCCCUCACCUUUCCCCCUCCCCUUUUCUACCAUGCCCGGCAUGAUGGAGAAAGGGCCCGAGUUACUGGGGAAGAACCGAUCGGCCAACGGCAGCGCCAAGAGCCCGGCGGGCGGUGGCGGCAGCGGCGCCUCGUCCACCAACGGCGGGCUGCACUACUCGGAGCCCGAGAGCGGCUGCAGCAGCGACGACGAGCACGAUGUUGGGAUGAGAGUCGGAGCUGAAUACCAAGCUCGGAUCCCUGAAUUUGAUCCAGGUGCUACAAAGUACACAGAUAAGGACAAUGGAGGGAUGCUUGUAUGGUCUCCAUAUCACAGUAUCCCAGAUGCCAAAUUGGAUGAAUAUAUUGCAAUUGCAAAGGAGAAGCAUGGCUACAAUGUGGAACAGGGUAGUACUGAACAACCUGUCCAAACUAGCAAGAUUGGACUUGGAAGGAGAGAGUAUCAGAGUUUACAACAUCGCCAUCAUUCUCAGCGUUCUAAGUGCCGUCCACCUAAGGGCAUGUAUUUAACCCAGGAAGAUGUGGUAGCUGUUUCCUGUAGUCCCAAUAUCUUCCUAGGAAAUUCUUCACAACUCUACAAAAUUGAUGAUGAUGUGGAAGAAACACACCCAAUGGAUGGGAACGAUAGUGAUUAUGAUCCCAAAAAAGAAGCCAAAAAAGAGGUUCAGAACGCUAAGCAAGUAAACAGUGCACUUAAACAGAAAAUGGAAGGUGGAAUUGAAGAAUUCAAACCUCCUGAGUCAAAUCAGAAAAUUAAUGCCCGUUGGACCACAGAGGAGCAGCUUCUAGCAGUGCAAGGUGUCCGCAAAUAUGGUAAAGAUUUUCAAGCUAUUGCAGAUGUAAUUGGCAACAAGACUGUUGGCCAAGUGAAGAACUUCUUUGUAAACUACAGGCGUCGGUUUAACUUAGAGGAGGUAUUGCAGGAAUGGGAAGCAGAACAAGGAACCCAGGCUUCUAAUGGUGAUGCUUCUACUUUAGGGGAGGAGACAAAAAGUGCUUCUAAUGUGCCAUCAGGGAAGAGCACUGAUGAAGAAGAGGAGGCACAGACCCCACAGGCUCCUCGGACUCUGGGUCCAUCACCUCCUGCCCCAUCAUCCACUCCAACACCAACAGCCCCCAUUGCCACUCUGAACCAGCCUCCACCACUUCUUCGUCCAACACUGCCUGCCGCCCCUGCUCUUCACCGGCAGCCUCCUCCACUCCAGCAGCAGGCUCGGUUCAUCCAGCCCCGGCCAACUUUAAAUCAGCCUCCACCACCUCUCAUUCGCCCUGCUAAUUCUAUGCCACCCCGUCUAAACCCAAGACCGGUGUUGUCCACGGUCGGUGGUCAACAGCCACCAUCACUUAUCGGAAUUCAGACAGAUUCACAGUCCUCACUGCACUAAAAAUCAAAUUGGACAGAGCUGCAGUAACUUCUUACCCCAUCAUUAUACCAAUGCUCAUCUAACUGAUGCAAAACAGGAAAGAAUAAUCCUUCCUAGAUACUGAGGCUGCGAAUUAGUUCUGUGGCAGUGGACUAGCAUAAGUGGAUGUCUAAGAAAUUUUUCAGUUCCCUGUACAACAAAAAGCCUCUAGUUAGCCUCCUUUCUAGAGUAUAUGUUCAGCAAUGUGAUCUCAUAAAAGGAAAAAAAAAUUUAUGUAUUCUGUAUACCAAG
Messenger RNA from Propithecus coquereli (Coquerel's sifaka), 1821 nucleotides. It is a transcript of the gene RCOR3, whose product is annotated as REST corepressor 3. Lineage: Eukaryota; Metazoa; Chordata; Mammalia; Primates; Indriidae. Bases 199 to 1551 code for a protein of 450 amino acids. Gene Ontology annotation, cellular component: histone deacetylase complex; transcription regulator complex. The record is from RefSeq and is a predicted model, not a curated record. Gene Ontology annotation, molecular function: transcription corepressor activity. The transcript is spliced from 11 exons. Gene Ontology annotation, biological process: regulation of transcription by RNA polymerase II; negative regulation of DNA-templated transcription.